AUGAGAGCAUCAGCAUUCAGGUUCCCAAAGACAUUUCUAGGGUUUCUACCUUUAUAUAUAGCUGUUGAAAUCGUCCUUGGUAUAACGAUAUUAAAUAAAUGCAGUGGUGCAUACGGUAUAUUAGCCAUCUUUACAGGCCAUCCUUUGGAUUUCAUGCAAGGUGUAUCAUACCUGUGGUCUAUAUUUACAUUAAUUGUAUAUGCUCAAGGUUUAUAUGAGAUUGCCAAACCUACGUUACUCACAUUUUCACAGAUAUUCAUGUUCUAUUCAAUUGAUACCAUCUUCACUUGUUUCUUUACAUUGUGGUUCACUGGUGUUUGGUUUGGUGUCGAAUCAGCUGAAUCUUCAAACGCUGACGUUAAUAAUAAUCAUUCCAAACGUGGUGCAGAUAUUGCUAGUCAAGGUGCAUCACAAGCAUAUGAAUAUACAAUUACCAUGUUUAUUACAUGGGUUUCUUUAAUCUUCAGACUUUAUUUUAAUUUUAUUUUGGCAUCAUAUGUUAAGGAAUUAUUAUCAAAUCCAAAAUUCAUGAUCGAUCAAGAUGAUGUUGCACAGGAUCUUAAGAAUAAGAAAUUCUAUAGAAGAUGGUGGGUUAAAUUACAAAAAAAUUCUUACAAAUUAUGUAGACGCCUAUUGGUAUGA
Molecule: messenger RNA, 642 nt
Organism: Maudiozyma saulgeensis
Lineage: Eukaryota; Fungi; Ascomycota; Saccharomycetes; Saccharomycetales; Saccharomycetaceae
Source: the annotation of a GenBank genome assembly